Molecule: messenger RNA, 611 nt
Organism: Punctularia strigosozonata HHB-11173 SS5
Lineage: Eukaryota; Fungi; Basidiomycota; Agaricomycetes; Corticiales; Punctulariaceae
Product: Prefoldin-domain-containing protein
Exons: 4
Coding region: 1-474 (157 amino acids)
Biological process (GO): regulation of DNA-templated transcription; protein folding
Cellular component (GO): cytoplasm; prefoldin complex
Source: RefSeq, a predicted model, not a curated record
AUGGCUUCAGCUCCCCAAGGCCAACAGAUCAACGUUACCGACCUCGACUUGCAGCAACUGUCGGAUGUGCGGAGGCAGCUGGAAGAGGAAUUGACCCAUCUGACGAACUCGUUCACGCAACUGAAGGCGGCGCUUGCCAAGUUCAGCGCAUGCAUUGAGAACGUCAAAGAGAUUAAUCCGGAAAACAAAGAUAAAACGACUCUCGUCCCAUUAACAAACUCGCUAUACGUACCGGGCAAACUAUGCGACGUGGAAAAUGUGAUUGUCGAUGUCGGAACGGGAUACUAUGUCAAGAAGUCUCGACAACAAGCGACUAAAUAUUAUCAGGCUAAGGUGGACUUCGUACGCGGGAACCUGGAGACGCUGCAAGAUACUAUAACGAAGAAGCAGGAGAAUCUCAACUUCCUGCUCACCGUCAUACAGAGCAAACUGCGCGAGGAGACUCAGGCGGCUGGGAAAGGCGGGAAGUCAUGAGGGUCUAGGGGAAGCAAGACUUAACCCGUAGCUGCGCGUGGUCUCUCAUGCACAUAUUGCUGUCGACCGCAGGGUCUAGUAUGCGAUGGGGUAUAUCUGUAACGGAUAAUCAGUUUGUUGCACAGAAUGACGCAAAC